AUGCGAUCAAUCGCAUCUCUGGCUGCGAUCAGCCUUGCCUUUGCUGGCCUUUCCUCAGCAAGCGACGUCCAUGAUCUGAAGACAGACAACUUCAAAGAUUUCAUCUCCGAACAUGACUUGGUCCUGGCAGAGUUCUUUGCUCCAUGGUGCGGCCACUGCAAAGCGCUGGCACCCGAGUAUGAAGAGGCCGCAGCCACACUGAAAGAGAAGAACAUCCCUCUUGUGAAAGUCGACUGCACGGCUGAGGGUGAUCUGUGUAAGGACUAUGGUGUCGAGGGCUAUCCUACCGUCAAGGUCUUCCGGGGCUUGGACAACAUCAAGCCUUAUCCUGGUGCCAGGAAGGCGCCUGCGAUUGUCUCAUAUAUGACCAAGCAGCAACUACCUGCCAUCUCCACCCUCAGCCCCGAUACCCUCGAGGAGUUCAAGACUACAGACAAAGUUGUCAUCGUCGCGUACAUUGCAGCCGACGACAAAGCAUCAAACCAGACAUUUACCUCUCUCGCCGAGUCGCUAAGGGAUGAAUACAUUUUCGGAGCCUCGAACGAUGCCGCACUUGCCAAGGCAGAAGGCAUCAAGCAACCUGCUAUCGUGCUCUACAAGGAUUUCGAUGAGGGCAAGAACACAUUCACCGAGUCGUUUGAUGAGGAGGCCAUCUCGAAAUUCAUCAAGACCGCCUCGACGCCUUUGGUUGGUGAAGUUGGCCCGGAAACCUAUGCUGGCUACAUGGGUGCCGGUAUCCCUCUCGCCUACAUCUUCGCUGAAACCCCGGAAGAACGAUCGUCUCUGGCUGAAGCACUUAGGCCAGUCGCUGAGAAAUACAAAGGUGUCAUCAACUUCGCAACCAUCGAUGCCAAAGCUUUCGGUGCUCAUGCUGGCAACUUGAACCUGCCAACUGACAAAUUCCCUUCCUUCGCCAUCCAAGAGACAGUGAAGAAUGAGAAAUACCCAUUCGCUGGUAACGACCUGAGCGAGAAACAGAUUGGUGCUUUCGUCAAGGACUUCGUCAAUGGCAAACUUGAACCCAGCAUCAAAUCCGAGCCCAUUCCAGAGAAACAGGAAGGCCCUGUAACCGUCGUUGUUGCCCAUUCGUACAGGGAUAUCGUCCUCGAUGACUCCAAAGACGUGCUAAUCGAGUUCUACGCUCCUUGGUGCGGACACUGCAAAGCCCUUGCCCCGACUUAUGAGAAGCUCGCAGAGCUCUACACCUCCAGCGAACUUUCCUCUAAGGUCACCGUCGCCAAGAUCGAUGCCACCCUCAACGACGUUCCCGAUGAGAUUGCUGGCUUCCCCACCAUCAAGCUGUACCCUGCUGGUGCCAAGGACUCUCCUGUUGAUUACUCAGGUUCCCGCACGAUGGAAGACCUUGCGGCUUUUAUCCGUGACAACGGCAAACACGGAGUUGAUGGUAUCGCUCUGUCGAAGAGUGACGAGGAUGUCGAUAUGGAAGACGUUUCAUCUACUGUCAGCGACAGCUUGGCGAAAGCUGCUCCGGCUGCUACUACUGUGGCUGAAGAAGUGUCCUCGGGAGCUGCUGAUGCUGUCAAGAGUGUAGUUAGUGAGGCUGCAGAGGCAGCCAAGACGAUGCUCGCAGAUACUGAUGACGGUGGUGUCCAGGAGCAUGAUGAGCUGUAA
Molecule: messenger RNA, 1632 nt
Organism: Fonsecaea nubica
Lineage: Eukaryota; Fungi; Ascomycota; Eurotiomycetes; Chaetothyriales; Herpotrichiellaceae
Product: protein disulfide-isomerase domain
Exons: 4
Coding region: 1-1632 (543 amino acids)
Biological process (GO): protein folding; response to endoplasmic reticulum stress
Cellular component (GO): endoplasmic reticulum
Molecular function (GO): protein disulfide isomerase activity
Source: RefSeq, a predicted model, not a curated record